Molecule: messenger RNA, 2455 nt
Organism: Anastrepha obliqua
Lineage: Eukaryota; Metazoa; Arthropoda; Insecta; Diptera; Tephritidae
Gene: Hsc70-4
Product: heat shock 70 kDa protein cognate 4
Exons: 2
Coding region: 137-2098 (653 amino acids)
Biological process (GO): protein refolding; cellular response to unfolded protein; vesicle-mediated transport
Cellular component (GO): cytosol; cytoplasm; nucleus
Molecular function (GO): heat shock protein binding; ATP-dependent protein folding chaperone; misfolded protein binding
Source: RefSeq, a predicted model, not a curated record
CGCGCUGCCACCAUUCCUUGAAAAAGUGUGUGUAAGAUCAGACGCGUAGAACGCGAGAUAUAAAGUUAAAGAAAGUGAAGUAGCAAAUUGCGAUUAUUUAAUUUAAGUGCAUUUUAAAUAAAACAGUACAAUAAAGAUGUCUAAAGCUCCUGCUGUUGGUAUUGAUUUGGGUACUACCUACUCUUGCGUGGGUGUAUUCCAGCAUGGCAAAGUUGAAAUUAUUGCCAAUGACCAGGGUAAUCGCACUACCCCAUCAUAUGUUGCCUUCACCGAAACAGAGCGUCUGAUCGGCGAUGCUGCCAAGAAUCAGGUUGCCAUGAACCCCACUAACACGAUUUUCGAUGCCAAACGUUUGAUUGGCCGCAAAUUCGACGAUGCCAACGUUCAAUCUGAUAUGAAGCACUGGCCCUUCGAAGUGGUUAAUGUUGAUGGCAAACCAAAGAUUAGCGUCACCUACAAGGAUGAGAAGAAGACUUUCUUUCCUGAAGAAAUUUCAUCGAUGGUGUUGACCAAAAUGAAGGAGACCGCUGAGGCUUAUUUGGGCAAGACAGUUACCAACGCUGUCAUAACUGUGCCCGCCUACUUCAACGAUUCUCAACGUCAAGCUACCAAGGAUGCUGGUACCAUUGCUGGUUUGAAUGUAUUGCGUAUUAUUAAUGAGCCAACUGCCGCUGCUAUUGCUUACGGUUUGGACAAAAAGGCUACUGGUGAACGCAAUGUGUUGAUCUUCGAUUUGGGUGGUGGUACUUUUGAUGUGUCCAUUCUGUCCAUCGAUGAUGGUAUCUUCGAGGUUAAGUCGACUGCUGGUGACACACACUUGGGUGGUGAAGAUUUCGACAAUCGUCUCGUCACUCACUUCGUUCAGGAGUUCAAGCGCAAGCACAAGAAGGAUCUGACUUCCAACAAGCGUGCUCUGCGUCGUCUGCGCACAGCUUGUGAGCGCGCGAAGCGUACUUUGUCUUCAUCCACUCAAGCUAGCAUUGAAAUCGACUCGUUGUUCGAAGGUGUCGAUUUCUAUACCUCGAUCACUCGUGCUCGUUUCGAGGAAUUGAACGCUGACUUGUUCCGCAGUACCAUGGAUCCUGUGGAAAAGGCUUUGCGUGACGCUAAAUUGGAUAAGUCGGCCAUUCACGAUAUUGUGCUGGUCGGUGGUUCAACGCGUAUUCCCAAGGUGCAGCGAUUGUUGCAAGAUUUGUUCAACGGCAAGGAGCUGAACAAGUCGAUCAAUCCCGAUGAGGCCGUAGCCUAUGGUGCUGCUGUGCAAGCUGCCAUCUUGCACGGUGACAAAUCGCAAGAAGUACAAGAUUUGUUGCUGCUCGACGUUACUCCCCUCUCCCUGGGUAUUGAAACCGCUGGUGGUGUGAUGAGUGUAUUGAUCAAGAGGAACACCACCAUUCCAACCAAGCAGACUCAGACCUUUACUACCUACUCGGACAAUCAGCCCGGUGUGUUGAUUCAGGUAUAUGAAGGUGAACGUGCUAUGACGAAGGACAACAAUUUGCUGGGCAAAUUCGAACUGUCUGGUAUUCCACCAGCACCACGUGGUGUGCCACAAAUUGAAGUCACCUUCGAUAUUGAUGCCAACGGUAUCUUGAACGUAACCGCUCUGGAACGUUCCACCAAUAAGGAAAACAAGAUUACCAUCACUAACGAUAAGGGCCGUCUGUCAAAGGAGGAUAUUGAGCGUAUGGUCAACGAGGCCGAGAAAUACCGCACUGAGGAUGAGAAGCAAAAGGAGACAAUCGCCGCCAAGAACUCGUUGGAGUCAUACUGCUUUAACAUGAAGGCUACUUUGGAUGAGGAGAACAUGAAGACUAAGUUGUCCGAAUCAGACCGCACCACCAUUUUGGACAAGUGCAACGAAACUAUCAAAUGGUUGGAUGCUAACCAACUGGCUGAGAAAGAAGAAUACGAGCACCGUCAAAAAGAAUUGGAAUCCGUGUGCAAUCCAAUUAUUACCAAGUUGUACCAAGGAGCCGGUGGUGCUCCAGGUGGUAUGCCCGGCGGUAUGCCUGGUGGCUUCCCAGGAGCAGGUGGUGCUCCAGGUGCUGGUGCAGCUGGUGCCGGUGCAGGUCCCACCAUCGAGGAGGUCGACUAAGCAAUUCGUUGCGAUUAAGCAGUAUAAACAAAAAAACCGAUCUUUACCUACCACUUCGAGUCUCUCCUGAAUAGUUACAACAAAACAACAAUAAAAAACAUUUCCAAUUGUAUGCACUUUUUUGCCUGAAUAAACAAGAAACAAGUUACCAAAAACCAUAUACUACACAAACAUAUAGAAAUUGCGCUUAUGUAACCAUUUAGAAAUGUAAUAAAUAAUACAAUUUAUGCAAAAACAAGAUCUGCUAUAUGGACACAUUUCAAAAGUAACUGAAAUAGAAUUACCAGCACACGCCUGUGUGUGCACACGAAAAUAUUCAAGUAAAAGUUCUAAAUAAAGCGAUUGUUUCAAAAUCAA